Molecule: messenger RNA, 10182 nt
Organism: Syngnathus acus (greater pipefish)
Lineage: Eukaryota; Metazoa; Chordata; Actinopteri; Syngnathiformes; Syngnathidae
Gene: eys
Product: eyes shut homolog
Exons: 52
Coding region: 776-9841 (3021 amino acids)
Biological process (GO): heterophilic cell-cell adhesion; establishment or maintenance of epithelial cell apical/basal polarity
Cellular component (GO): protein-containing complex; plasma membrane
Molecular function (GO): calcium ion binding
Source: RefSeq, a predicted model, not a curated record
UUGUUUCAUUACAGCCAAUCAAAUACUAUAAAAGUGGGAUUAUACUAACUAGUUGAAUCUUUCGGACAGAACAAUACAUAUAUACAGUACACCCAAUGCAUGUACCAUGCAUGAAAUUUAAUGUGUUUACUUCCAAUAGUGUAUCAUAUAGAAAGCAAUAAGGCCAAUCAACUGAUUAAAUGAAAUCAUAGCCAUAUCAACAACAAUCAUCUGGUUUAUUUUUAUGGUCCACAAUUUGUAUUUGUUUUGAACACCAAACCCUCCAUAUAUGCCAAAAACUAAUUUUCAUUUACUGAGAUGUUGCAUAAGAUAAUGGCUUGGCUUGCCUGCUGAAUAAUUGGCUAAGCAUUAUUGAAUAACCUAUCAGGCAGGCUGUAUCUCCGCCCUGUUGCGCCCCAUAGGGUCUCUCCCCUACAAGCAGGCACGCCUCCAGUCCUCAGCGUCUGAUCACAUCUCCUAGCAACAGUUUGAUCCUGAGCUUUCCUAAAUGGCUCAGCUGUCCAAUUCCCUGGGGAGUGACACAUCUCAGCUCUGAAUAAGAAACUCCACAAAAUGAUGCUGCAGGUUGGCCGGGGAGGUCGAAGAUCUUUUUGGACCUAAUGUUGCAGAUGCCUGGAUGCUGUCCAAGAGGCACCAAAUUGAUUUCUGAGUCACCUCUACUGGCUGCUCUUAAACUCAAGGAGGAGCCACUCUAAUUUGAGGCUGCCGUGGAUGGCCAUCUCUAGAAGUAUUCCUUGGCGCCACUUCUUUCCUAGAAUCGGAGAAAAGAAGCAACAUGAAGACUUCAACAUUUUCCUUGACUUCCAUCUAUGUGAGCUGCUUGGUCCACAUGAACUUCUGCCUAACCACUUGCAAAAAAAACUUUGCACUUGAGUGGCACCUGGACCAAAUCACCAUUCAAAUGAACUGGACACUCAUGGAGAAUAUGUGUGGUAGUAUUAAAGAAUGUUGGGGUUCUGGUAGAGAUGAUUUGAAUGUACCAGUAAACCUCCCGCAGAUUUGCCCACUUCAGUUGCAGCUAGGGGACAAACUGUUGCUCGUCCCGGAUGAGACACUGAUGUCAUACGGUGUCAGGCUUCUCAACGUGUCUAAGGACAAUUUUGAGAGUUGUUCUGCGAGCGGGCUCGCAAAAGACCAGUUGAUUUUCCCUCAACACAUAAAUAGAAGCAAAGAAGUGGAUAGCAAGUGGCUCGAGCCGGGUCACCGCUACUUCAUUGGUCUGCAUGACGAUGAUACCCAGCUGUGUAGGCACGGCUUGAGGCUCAACGUGCUGGUCAAGACGCAACUUUGCCAAGCCUCCCCUCUGCUUCCAUUUUGUUCUGGAAAGGGUAUUUGUCAAACGGACAAUUUGGAAGACACGUACUCAUGCCGAUGUCAUCGCCACUACUCCGGGAGGUUUUGUGAAAAAUUUGACCCUUGUUUGGAUAAUCCUUGUAAAAACAAAGGAGUGUGUUUGAGCAACGGCUCUGCAGAACUGAACCACAGAACGUACAAAUGUCUGUGUCCUCCACAUUUUACAGGAACAACCUGCUCAGAAGUUAUCGGCAAGGAAAACUGCGACAGAGUAUGUACAAAAGGGACGUGCGUUCAAGUGUCGUCAAGCUCCUAUGCGUGCACCUGUAGUGCAGAAUUCUCAGACCUGCCUUGUGAAAGAAAAUCUAGUUGUGAUCCAAAUCCAUGCAGAAAUGGAGGCACAUGUGAGGAGACUCCCAGAGGUCUGGUCUGCCGUUGUCCUGAAAGCUUCAGGGGCCUCUACUGCGACUCUGCAUCCGCCGUUGAUCGCUUGUCAAAUGCUUGUCAGCAGAAUCAAAUUUGCAGUGCAGAGCAUGCCUCUGAAUGUGUGUGUGCAGAUGGUGAAGUGGUCCCAGCAUGCACGAGAGGGCAGCGGAACGUGUGCAACCCAUCACCGUGCCUCAAUAAUGCCACCUGUGUGUCCAGGGGACAUGAUUAUGUGUGCAGAUGUCUGCGGGGCUUUGCGGGGAAGAAUUGUGGAGAAGUAAUUGACUACUGCCGCCUGCUCAAUAUCAACUGUCUAAAUGAGGGAUUGUGUUUGAGUGUAAUUGCCGGAUAUCAGUGUAUCUGUACCCCAGGAUGGAUGGGAGAGUUUUGUCAAUACGUGAGCAAUGCCUGCCUGAUAAAACCCAACAGAUGCUUGAAUGGAGCCACAUGUAUUACAACGAGCCAGAUGUCGUCUCCUCCACAGUACAUGUGCAAAUGCCCAGAAGGAUUCACAGGAACACACUGUGAGACGGAGAUCAACGAGUGUCACUCCAAUCCCUGCCGGCACAAUGGCACAUGCUUUGACUUGGUAGGACACUAUGAAUGCCAGUGUCCCACAGGUUUUCUUGGCAAGAACUGUGAAGUGGACGUAGACGCUUGUGUGCUCAACAGCACAUGUCCACCAAAGACUCAGUGUUUGGAUCUUGCUGAUGGUUUAAAAUAUACUUGCCGUGUGCCCUGCCCCACAAGCCUUCAGCCAUGUGCCAACGAAGGGCGCUGCGUGUUGAAUAACGCCAACAGCUACACAUGCAUCUGCAGCCCCGGAUGGUCAGGCCAUAAUUGUCGCACAAAUGUCAAUGAUUGUGUUCAACAUUGGUGUCAAAAUGGCGCGACUUGUGUGGAUGAAAUUGAUGGUUAUAGCUGCCUUUGUCCUGUCGGAUUCUCUGGCUCCUUCUGUGAAAAGGACAUUGAUUACUGUGAGGACCAUAGCUGCUCUGAACAUGGGGUUUGCGUGGAUCAGCAGUUAAAAUUCACCUGCCGUUGUUCUCUCGGGUAUGAAGGAGCUCUAUGUGAAAAAGAAACUAAUGAAUGUGACACUAUCCCCUGUGCAAACGGAGCCACGUGUGAGGAUCUCUUCAGUGAUUAUCGAUGCCACUGUUCCCCAGGGUUUGAGGGAAGGAGAUGUGACGAGAAUGUGAAUGAAUGCUGGUCACAGCCUUGUCUCAAUGGUGGCUCAUGUAUGGAUCUGAUAAAUGACUACAUUUGUCAUUGUCCUCUUGGGUUCAAGGGCAAAGACUGCUCCAUAGAUAUUGACCUCUGCUCAUUUGGGAUGUGCAGUGAACAUACAGUAUUAUGCACAGAAACAAAGGAUGGGCAAAAUGUGUCUUGCUUAUGUGAAAGAGGGUUUGGAGGGUCACUGUGUGAAGUCGAUCUCAACGAGUGCGAGUCAAAGCCAUGCCAAAAUAAUGGCGUUUGUGUGGAUGGCGCCAACCAGUAUCACUGCUUCUGCUUAGAGGGGUUCAAGGGGUCGAACUGUGAAAUCAAUCAUGAUGAAUGUGUCCAUGGGUCCUGCGCCAAUAAUUCCACAUGUAUUGACUUGGUUGCAGACUAUGAGUGCCUUUGUCCGUUAGACUUUGCCGGUAAAAAUUGCUCAGUUGCUCUUUUAGAAUGUAUGGAUGAUGUUGACUACUGCAAAAACGGAGGAACCUGUUUCCACGACAGAACCGGGGAAUUACAAUGCAUUUGCCCACCAGGACACCAUGGCAGUGACUGCUCCUCAUCUAUAAACCAAUGUGUGUCCAAUCCCUGUGACCCUGAUGGAACUCUCCGCUGUGAAGGUCUUGCAAAUACCUACACCUGUGUUUGUCAACAUGGCUUCAGCGGACCACGCUGCGAAACAGCUAUCAACCACUGUGUUGAUGGCCUGUGUCAAUACGGAUCAACGUGCUUGGACCUUUGGAGAGGCUUCAAGUGUGAUUGUUUACCAGGUUUGACCGGUCGUUAUUGUGAGCUGAACAUGAAUGUUUGUGAGGGACAGCCAUGUGGUGCCUUGGGUAUUUGUAAAGACAAUCUCGGUGGCUACUCUUGUUUCUGUGCACCGGGGUUUAUUGGCAAUAACUGUGAGAUAGAAGUAAAUGAAUGCCUCAGCCAGCCUUGUGGAAAUGGUGGUUCCUGCAUUGAUGGUGUCACAUCUUUCAGCUGCCUCUGCCCUCUUGGUUUCAGAGGCAGCUACUGUGAAGUCAGCGUAGAUGAGUGUGCAUCGUCUCCCUGCCUGAACAACGCCACUUGUGUUAACCGCAUGCAUGGCUAUGGAUGCGUGUGUGCAUCUGGCUUUACAGGGACACUUUGUGAACUUCACAUUGAUGAGUGUAUUUCAUCACCCUGUAAGAAUGGAGCCACAUGCAUUGACCAGUCUGGUCAUUACUUCUGCCAGUGUCUGUCUCCUUUUAAAGGUCCAAAUUGUGACUUGUUACCCUGUGAGGCCAGCAAUCCCUGUGAGAAUGGAGCCUUGUGUGUGGAAGAGUUGGAUGAGGACCAUUACCCUUUGGGCUUCCGGUGCCGCUGUCGCAGAGGAUUCACGGGCCCUCGCUGUGAAAUCAACGUGGAUGAGUGCAGCUCAAGCCCCUGUGUCAAUGGAUUUUGCUAUGAUGUUGUAGAUGGAUUUUAUUGCCUUUGCAGUCCUGGCUAUGCCGGCCUGCAAUGUGAGAAAGACAUUGACGACUGCGUUAAAAAUCUGUGCAGUGGCAAUUCAAUAUGUAAAGAUCUCCAUCUGAGUUACGAAUGUGUAUGUCACUCUGGCUGGGAGGGCGAGUACUGCCAACAAGAAAUUGUUCAAUGUUUGUCACAGCCCUGCAAAAACAACGCUACCUGCACUGGAGUCAAUGGCUACAAGUGUAUAUGCGCACCGGGCUGGACAGGUGUGGAGUGCUCUGAGGAAGUCAAUGAGUGUGAAUCUGGACCUUGUCUAAAUGGAGCUCGGUGUCAGGAGGCACAUGUAACUGGGGAUUUCUCAUGCACCUGCCCCCCCUUUCUCAGCGGCCCAUUGUGCAACCAGCCUUAUGACCCAUGUGAUCCACUCCACAAUCCCUGCCUACACAACUCCACCUGCCUAACACGCUCCGAUGGAACGGCCGUCUGCACAUGCCCAGCUGGAUUUGAAGGAAGCCGUUGUGAAACUGACACCAAUGAGUGCAGCUCUAAUCCUUGCCAAGACCACGGCGACUGUAUGGACCUGGUCAAUGGCUACAGAUGUGUUUGCAAAAUGGGAUUUUCCGGCCUUCACUGUGAGCAAGACCUAAAUAAGUGCUCCUCACGGCCUUGCCUCAACGGUGGCACCUGUCAGGACCUACUGAACAAGUUUCACUGCAGUUGCCCUUCUGGAUAUUUCGGAACACUCUGUGACCUGAGUGGGAACGAGUGUCAAGUUUCACCUUGCCUACAGGGGGGCACCUGCAUCAACAAGCCAGGGGGGUUUGAAUGUGUCUGUCACCAUGGAUACUCAGGGGCAUGGUGUGAAGUUAACAUUGACGAGUGCAUUUUAAAGCUGUGCCAAAAUGGUGGGAGAUGUAUUGAUGAAGCCGAUCGAUAUCACUGCGUGUGCCCCGACGGCUUCCUUGGCCCCGACUGUGAGACCAACAUUGAUGAAUGCUUGUCGGCAUCUUGUUUUCAAGGGAGCUGUCAUGAUGGAAUCGCUUCCUACACGUGUCUUUGUGAGGCGGGAUGGAGCGGCAGCAGAUGUGAAACAAACAUUGAUGACUGUACUACCGAUCCCUGUUUGAAUGGAGGCUCGUGUGUUGAUCUGAUUGAUAAACAUUCACGCGUUUGUCAGGAUGGUUACACAGGAAAAGCCUGUGAGUUUGACAUUGAUGCAUGCAAAGAAUUUGCAAAAUUUUGUUCUCAAGGAAGUUCGUGCAUUGAUGGUAAAGAACUCAACUUUACUUGUAGCUGUCCAGCAGGUUUCACAGGGGAUUUAUGUGAAGUGGAAGUUGACGAAUGUGGCUCAUCUCCCUGCCACAACGAUGCCAUUUGCCAAGAUCUUAUUAAUAGCUACGUCUGCCACUGCCGGCCAGGUUGGACAGGCCUUCACUGUGAGGAUGACAUUAAUGAGUGCCUUCCACAGCCCUGCAACCAGGGGAUAUGCGUUCAGGGUGAUCCGGGCCACGGCUACACCUGUUUCUGUCGGCCUGGAUUUGUGGGGAGGAACUGUGAGCACAACUAUGAUGAUUGCCUCUUAAAUCCAUGUCCAGAAGCAUAUUCCUGUGUAGAUGGCAUCAACAAGGUCACCUGCCUCCCUCCUGCAACGGAUGCAGUUCCCUUGGAGACCGCACUCAAGAACAUCACUCGCGGCUUUACACCACAUGUGCAAAUACCAACACUCAGCCUCUCGUCGACAGCUGAGGAAUCCACAGAUUCAAACUAUGUCCAGUAUUUUGGAAAUUCUUACCUGGAAUUUGAAGGGAUUGACCUCAGCACAAUCAACAACUUAACUGUGAGAUUUCAGACUCAAGCUGACUGUGGAACGAUCAUUUAUGUGGGCCGAGGAACACAUAACGUAGAAAUGUUCAUGGAACUUUUUAUCCUAAAUGGAACUCUGCAGUACAUCUUUUCCUGCAAUGAAGAGGAUGACGUUGCGAGGAUUAAAACACAAAUUCAUGUUGAUGACGGCAAAGUGCACAUUGUCAACAUCAGACAACACCUGGCUCCUUGUGAAGCGGAAUUAACUCUUUCCGGUCAUGAGAAAAUCAGAAGUGCAACAAGUAAUUUCAGGUUGGGUCAUAAGAUACCAAGAACAAACCACAUCUUCAUAGGGGGUCUGCCACAUCACUACAGGGCCAAUCAGACUGCAAGGCCUUUCUCCAACUACAGCGGAUGCAUUGAAAUGAUUGAAUUUAAUAAAGUCAGAAGUUUGUCCAUAUCCAAUGCGAUCACCAGCUUCAAUUUAGGGACAUGCAGUGUCAACACAACCACAGCUCCCGCUCAAGCGCCAAAUGCCCAGCAUGAAAUUUGUGGUGAUGGUGUUUGCCUCAAUGGGGGGACGUGUCAUGAGCUGCAACAACCUGGCAAAGAUUCACCUUCCUGCCUCUGCCCGCUUCAUUUUACUGGAACGUUUUGUGAGAAAGAUUCCAAAGUGUACAUCCCAUCUUUUGAUGGCACAUCUUACUUGGAGGUGCAACCUCUCACAUCCAUCCUUCAGUCCUCGGACACCAGCAAUAAUGUACCGCCCCCUGUCAAGGACAGCAGCGUUAUUCUCCAUUUGACUGUGAAAACUCGAUCUACACAAGGCACCAUCCUCUACACCCAGGAGCAGAAAUUUGGUGGCAAUUUCCUUCACGUGUUCCUUCAAGAUGGAAGUCCUGUUGCUGAACUUAGAUGUGGCAGUAAACAAGUUCUCAAUGUGACCGCCAGCGAGACUAUCAACAAUAACAGAUGGAUGUCAAUGGCAGUUAGAUACAAUCUGCCCACCGGCAAACAAGCAGGGUCAUGUAUGAUUGAAAUAGCAGUGAAUAAUAGCCCGGCUCAUCGUCUCCAGGAGUCUGUGUCACUGCCCAUGUCAGAGGAAAUAUUUGGGCCUAUUUUUCUUGGGCUAGCUCCCUCCCGUUGGGAAUUGCAUGACGGGCUUGCAAAAGGAGGAUUUAUUGGAUGUAUUCGGCAACUUCAGGUCAACUCAAAGGAAAUUUUCUUGGUGGGUGAGGCCGUGAGAGGGCGGAACAUCAACAACUGUGAUCCACCUGUUUGCCAAUACCUUCCCUGUCGCAAUGGUGGGACUUGUGUGAGUGAUGCAGAGGACUGGUUCUGUGAGUGCCCACAGCUUUUCACUGGCCAGCUGUGCCAGUUUAUGACCUGUGACCGCAACCCCUGCAGUCAUGGAGCAACAUGCAUCCCAAAGUCGCCACUGGAGGCAGUGUGUCUUUGUCCUUUUGGUAGACAAGGACUACUUUGUGAUGAAGCAGUCAAUAUCACACGAACCAGAUUCAGUGGUACUGAUGAGUUCGGCUACACAUCUUUUGCGGCCUACACCAACAUUCCAAGUCUCAGCUUUUUCUAUGAGUUCCAGCUGAAGCUCACGCUGGCCAAUAACACCUCUGCUUUGAAAGACAACCUGAUCCUGUUCACUGGGCGGAAAGGACAAGGCACUGAUGGUGACGACUUCCUCGUUUUGGGCGUGCGGAAGGGUAGAAUUGUGCAUAAAUUCAAUCUUGGCUCAGGUAUAGCAACCAUCGUCUCAGAUCGACUGAACCUCCACAUGGACAUCCACACCGUCACAUUUGGAAGGACCAACAAAACCGGAUGGCUGAAGGUUGACGGACAAAGGAACAGAACGGGCUCAUCUCCAGGACCUCUGCGGGGCCUCGAUGCUGUCAAGCAACUCUUUGUAGGGGGAUAUAAUGAGUACACCCCUGACCUGCUGCCACUUGGCUCCAGGUUCCAUCAAGGCUUUCAGGGGUGCAUUUUUGAUGUCUAUUUUCGAACAAGAAGAAACAGAACAGUCCAAGUUCUGGGUCAACCAACCUUUGGGCGAAGCGUGGGUCAAUGUGGAGUCAACUUGUGUGUUCAUGUUCACUGCAGGAAUGGAGGAACAUGUGUGGACUCUGGUUCAUCCGUGUAUUGCCAGUGCCCUUUCGGAUGGAAGGGAGCGCUCUGUUCAGAGACAGUGUCGGUGUGCGAUGCGGCGCACACUCCCCCGCCUUUGUGCACGCACGGCUCCACCUGCAUCCCUCUUCCAAAUGGAUAUACCUGUCAGUGCCCCCUGGGAACAGCAGGACUCCACUGCGAGAAAGCUGUGAGCAUCAGUGAUCCAUUCUUCAGUGGGAAACAUUCCUGGAUGUCAUUCCCCCCGAUGAAAACGAGACAUAGGACUGUUUUACAAAUGCAGUUCCAAGCGUUAUCACCGGAUGGCAUCCUUUUCUACACUGCACAGCAUCUCGGGGAUAGACCUGGGGACUUCUUCUGCCUCUCUUUGAUUUCUAGCUUUGUCCAGCUGCGGUACAACCUGGGAGACGGUCCUCACAUCCUGCAGACUCUUACUAGAGUAAACCUGCAUUCUAAGAGCUGGCACACGGUGAAGGCAGGCCGCAUUGGUCAGCGGGGCUUCCUAAUUUUAGAUGGCAAUGACGUCAGACACAAUGUAACCCAGGGGAUGAGCACACUGGAUGUUGCCACUGACAUCUUUGUCGGCGGCGUCUCAUCUAUGAGUUCCGUGUCUACGGACGCGGUCGAAGGAGAGCCAGCGGGCUUCACUGGCAGCAUCAGAGAAGUGGUUCUAAACGGACUUGAGUUGGAGUUGACGGAAAAAGGGGCUCUUGGUGGCGCAAAUGUCGGGGAUUGGGAUGGGAGCGCCUGUGGGUAUAAGGUGUGCCACAAUGGGGGCCAAUGCAGGGUAACAGGAAGUGACUCCUUCACGUGUGACUGCCCGGCAUCAUCGACCGGCCCAACUUGUUAUUGGUCUCUAAGCUGUGUUAAUAAUAUUUGUAAACAUGGUUCCAUAUGCUCUCCUGUUGGUCCGACAUCAUACACCUGCAUUUGCCCCCUCGGGUGGGGAGGAAAGUAUUGCACCAGAGAGGUAGCAACAGACACUUUAAAGUUUGUGGGACACUCGUAUGUGAAAUACAUUGAUGUGAAAUACAACAGAAGGGAUUUAAGAUCCAUUCAAGUUUCUUUUAUCUUCCUCACCAACACAAGUGACGGUUUAAUCAUGUGGAUGGGCAAGGGGGGUCAUGAUGAUGACUUCCUAGCAGUGGGACUGGAGAGGGGAGGCCUAAAAGUUGUACUUAAUCUCGGGGAGAGAAUUUCCCUCCCGGUGACUUUGAAAAGUCAGACACUUUGCUGCAAUAAAUGGCACCAUGUGUCCAUUUUAGUUCACAAUUGUGUCGUUCAAGUGCAUUUGAACAACAAGAGAGUCAUCCUGGAGGAUGUGGAUCCAAUUGGGAGAUACAUAGCUUUGAAUUACUGGGGGCAGCUUUACUUUGGGGGAUUUGAAAUGAACACAAACGUAUCCGUCGUGACAUCUGGGCUGUUUUCGGGGGGGUUUGAGGGAAAUCUCAGAAAUGUUUAUUUGUUUAAUGAACCUCUUCUGUUUUCAAAAAGCAACGAGGGCUUUAAUGUUGGUAAUGGAACUGAAUAAAUAAGGGGGGAUUUUUGGUGAGAGUUCAACACUAGAUUUUGACUAAUUUUGAGUUCUCUAGAAGAUAGAGCAUUUGAAGGAGUGUGCAUUUUGUGCUCUUAUAAGAUAUUACAUCAAAGAAAAGGGAAGGACGGUAAAGAGGAAAACGUAUUAUAAAAAUAUUCAUCCUGGCUGCUCAUUAUACUCGGAGCAAAAUGGUUAAUGAAGUAUCAGGCAAUUACAUACACAAAUUUGUGCUAAUCAGGUGCUGAAAUUAAGUACAUGUCAGAUAAUGCAAAAUGGUUCAUGAAAAUCCUUGUCCACCAACAAACAUACACAACAGCUGUCAUAUAUAUGUAUAU